Marmota monax (woodchuck) is the source of this 1311-nucleotide messenger RNA. RefSeq names its product POM121-like protein 2. Lineage: Eukaryota; Metazoa; Chordata; Mammalia; Rodentia; Sciuridae. The transcript has a single exon. The record is from RefSeq and is a predicted model, not a curated record. Bases 174 to 1091 code for a protein of 305 amino acids.
CCCAUGCUGUCCUCGUGUCCAUGGGGCAGGAGCCUGGCGGGUGCCAGAUCCCCGCAAACGGCGCCCCACGCGCUUUGUCUGCCCCAACUGUCACUUGUUUGGUGUCUGGCUGCGACCACACAGGUUGGGAACCGAUCCCUACUCAAAGACACUGAUCUUGCUCCACCACUCUCAUGGGACUCUACCUGAGCAGGUGCCUGCACAGGUACCUGGGCACACGCAAGGCCGCCCUAGCAACACUGCCUUUGAGGCCCAGGAGAAUCACCCAGGAGCACCGACCUCUGAGGCCCAGGCCUGCCCCCCGCCCCCAGGACCCUGGCAUCUGUAAACCUGCCUCGGGACACCCAGAGCCCCGGGAUCGCUCCCAAGCCCUCCACAAGGUUCUGCACAGUGGGCAGGAGGGCGGUGGGCACCCCGCCUGGGAGGUACAAUCCGCACAGGCUGCCCCUCUGGCUACUCCUGACACCCCAACUUACCAAGGUCCGCCACGAAGGCAUGAAGCGCAGACUUCGCCACGCCCCAGACCCAGGUUGGCCCCACAGCCCUUUCAAAGUCCGAACGAAUCCCGAGGGUCCAGGGAGCCUCUACAGGUGCCCACCGUCCCAGCCGGCCCCAGACCCCUGUGCCAAGGAGACAGUGUGCUAAAGUACCUCAGCCAGUGCAACAAAGGGAAAAGGAAGUUUGAUGGAGCCCUGUGGUUUGAGGAACCUGAGCCCAAGAGGAAGCAGCAGAGCCCACAGCGCAGACCAUCUGCCUUCAGGCCCGUCAUCAGAAACGGAGUGGAGCCGUCCUUCCUGCCCAGGCCUGGGCCGCUGAAGAGAAGCGUCCGCUCCAGGGCAUCUGCCUCUGUGAGGAAGAGACUGAGCCAUGGCCUGCCCUCCAGCCUUCCUGGGGCCUCCCCUGGCCCCUGCCCCACCGGCCCCAGCUCCCAGGCCAGCCCAGGACAUGGUCUCACAGCCCCUGCUGCAGGCCUGGGAGCAGAUGCCCCACUGUCCCAGGAGCCUAGGCCUUCCUCCCCUUCCCAGGGGCCACACCAGGAGGGUCCUGCUGAGCCCGAGCACACUCAGCCCGCUCGCCUCCUUGGCUCCUAAGAGUCAGAGCCAUGCCACCCUCCUCUGAGACUCAAAGCCACAGUCCCUUUAUCCUACAGGCCCCUCUACCUGACAGGAGUCACUGAGCCAACAGCUCACUUCGUACUGCUUCUGCCUGACAGGUCUGCCACCCCCAGACCUCUUCUCCCUGCCCUGAGGAGCCCAAACUCUAAAGAGACUACUCAGAUCACAACCCUGGACUUUCCCCUGCCAGCCCUCU